UCAGUGACGUGGACUUUCAUUGAGGCAGUCAGUGCUGAGAGAGAAAAAGAAAACACCACUACACGUACACAACGUCUCGGGGCUUCACCGAUAACUUUCUCCACGUUAAGAAGUUGGCACCGCUCGUUUCCCGUCCGGUCGAGUCCCCCGCUGCCGUAACAGACUUUACCUCAGGUUAGCAGAAUGAGUAAAAACAGCAAAGUGUUGAACCUGAAGGAUAAAAUCAGCGGUAACGAAGUGGACCUGAGCCUGUGCAACCUCACCGAGGUGCCAGUCAGAGAGCUGGCUUUAUUCACCAAAGCGACUGUUGUGGACUUGUCUUGCAACAACAUCACCUCCCUUCCUCCAGAGUUCUGCAACCUGACCCACCUGGUGAAGGUGGAUCUCAGUAAAAAUCAGCUGACCUGUCUGCCAGAUGACCUGGGGAACCUGGCCAGCCUUCAACAUCUGGACCUGUACAACAACAAGCUGACCGUUCUGCCCGUCAGCGUCUCUCAGCUCAGGAGUCUGAAGUGGUUGGACCUGAAGGACAACCCGCUGGAGGCCGGCCUGGCUAAAGCAGCAGGAGACUGUCUGGACGAGAAGCAGUGCAAACAGUGUGCCACCAAGGUUCUGCAGCACAUGAGAGAUCUUCAGGAUGAGGUUGAUCGCGUACGAGCGAAACGCCUCUUGAGGGAAAAAGAGCUGGAGAGGAAGAGGGAGGUGAAGCAGAAGGAGCGGGAGGCCAAAGACAAGGAGGCUCGUAAACGGGAGAAGGCGGAGGAGAAGGAGAAGCGGAGGAAAGAGUACAACGCUCAGAUGGCGGCCGCGGCUGCGCGGGAACAACAGAAGAAAAAGAACGAGGAGAAGAAGAAAAAGAACGGACAGGCAGCAGCAGACAAAAAGGCGGCUGUGCAAAAGACGGCUAAACCUCGCCGUUCGCUCGUCGGCCUGAUGUUCAAGCUCCUCCUCCUGCUGCUGCUGGGAUUGGCGGGAGUCGCCGCCGCCUGCAGGCUGACCGACCUGCAGAAGGAAGCCGUGUGCGUGCCCGUCAACGUCGCCGUGGACGACGGCUUGUCCUGGGCCAAAGAGCAGGAGGUUGUGGUCAGGCAGCUGGUGCAAAAUCUGUCGUCUGCGGCAAAGGAGUUUCUUGAAUCUACACAACAAGCGUCCAAGAACUAAACCCUCAUCUGCCGCCCAUCAAGUUCCAGAAAUGCAGGUUUUCCUCUCCCACCGGGGAUUUUUUUUUAUUUUAUUUUUUUAAUAUGCUGAAAUCAUGAAUAUCAUUAAGACGGGCAACCCUGCAUCCCCUCACCCUGUUUCUGGUGCUGGGAGGUGGAACGUCUGUACAGAUAAGACAGAGGGGGAUGGACAGGUGUGUUACAAUCUUCUUAAAUUCCUAUGGAAUUGUUGUCGCUUGUACCCUCUUUGUACUGCAGUCUGUUUUUAAGAGAAAAAAAAAAGACUCAUCUUCUUGAAUUUCUCCCCAUCAAACACGUUGUGCACUUCGACCAGCUUUGUGUUUUGGUGCAUCACGUGCAGCGUGGGGAGAGAUGUUCAGUGAAAAGUCAGGUGACCCUGUCUGUGCUGCACUGGAGCGCCGAGUCACAUGUUACCUGCCAGUCAGAGUUGUGCGUGAGCCGGUGUUUUCGAUGUGGCAGUCUGAGCAUGUGCAGUGAAGGCUGUAUGAAUGUAGAGCUCAGUCGCCUGUGGCCUCCUCUGUCUUUAUAGUCUUAAAUCGGUCAAACCAGCUCAAUCUCACAGAUAAUACACACACGUCUGGCAUCAAGUGGAUCUUUAACGUAUCACAGAUUUAAUUGGAUGAUGUGAGUCAAUGUCAGCUGUUUUCCAGCAGUCCAGAAAUGCCAAAGAUGAUCGAGGUCAUUUAGAAACAGUGUUGUCAUUACAUAGUUUGUCCAGCAGAGGGCUCAAUAAAAUGAAUUGAUUUACAAA
Cyclopterus lumpus (lumpfish) is the source of this 1932-nucleotide messenger RNA. It is a transcript of the gene lrrc59, whose product is annotated as leucine rich repeat containing 59. The record is from RefSeq and is a predicted model, not a curated record. The transcript has 8 exons. The coding region runs from base 184 to 1161 and encodes 325 amino acids. Gene Ontology annotation, molecular function: protein binding. NCBI's taxonomy places the organism in Eukaryota, Metazoa, Chordata, Actinopteri, Perciformes, Cyclopteridae.